CAAAAAACCUGGGAUGGGGGUGUGUAAGGGGCCUACCUACCUGGGUCCUGGGUAGGUAGCUAGGUAUGCAAAUACAUACAUCUGGUGGGCCAAAUGUGUGUCCUCUGAUAAUUCGAAGCGCAAGUGCCACAGUUUCCAGUCAUUCAGCCGAUCGUGUUACGCUUUCUGACCGAUACCGUCCACAUGUUGCUGGCUUAGCGGGAAAGCACCUACAUGUAGGUUGGGUUAGUUAUCUUGGAGGCACCCGGCCAUGUGGAUUGUGCGUAGUUGGGCCAAGUUCUUAUAGUAGUAAUGACUCCUUUGUCCAAUACCACACUCUUCCCUGCGCUUCUACCAUUUACCAGAGUCCUGGGCUUUGGCGGCGUAGUUACCCAUUCCACUGGGUCAACCGAACAUAUUAACGCCUUCUUUUGUGAUACAUAAGUAAUAUCGAUGGCAAUUCGGCAUAGGAGGACAUCCGUUACGGGUGACCUACCACAAACCUUUCAUCUUUUCACCCAAUUACCGAUUGAACUCCGACUUAUAAUAUGGAGCUACAAUCUUCCGGGCCCACGUAUCGUAGAGAUUAAAUGCAGUACUGACUCUACUGAGCCACUUUUGACGUCUCAGCUUGGACAAGACGACAAUAGGCGCAUCGUCUGUACAUCCACCUCGCCUAUCCCAGUCAACUUGCAUGUGUGCAGGGAAUCUCGGCUGUACGGACUGAAACAAUAUCGGCUGUUGUUUGGGAUAUCCCCACAGCCUGGUCGAGUCUUCUUUGACGCCCGGAAGGAUACACUUUACUUUGGCGCGAGACAGAAACUCACGGCAUCGGGAACACUCCUUGAAAAGUUUGUGUCUCUGGUUCAACCGGAGGAUCUGGCCCAGGUUCAUCGAAUUGCCAUCAAUGAAGGACUCAUAAAGGGCCAUAGAAGCGCCGCCCAGUUCAUAGCCGAAAAGAUUCUGCGCCAAGCUUAUCAACACUUGACCAACUUGGAGCAGCUCACCUUUGUCUGCAACGACAAGAAUCCCCUAUACAGCUCCGAUGCAGUCUUCGUCAACCCCCGAAUGCAGAAUCGGAUUCUGGAGCGUGACGUUCAGAAUGCGAUUGGCAUCUUGCAGCAUAGACAUCCUAGAUCCAGGCCACUUUCGUGGAGCAUCCGAGCUAUUGCCGCCGAACCCAGUCGCCCUGCAUACAGCCAGGAUGUUUUGGGCUAUGAAGGAACUCGAGUAGAAUUCUUUCGCCGAGUUCAGCUACCGGAGUGUGAGAAGGCUGUAGCUAAGUUGCGAUGUGCUGUAGGUGUAUAAGAUGAGAUUUAUGUAGGAAUGAGAUACAUGUAUAUGGUGUUCUGGACUGUCCUCAGACUCCUCACAUCGUGAGAUCACAACAUCAAUAAUAUGACCCCAGGCUAUAGAAAGAAGUACCUAAGUACCUACAUGAACUUUACAUAAAUCUCGAGGCCAACGGAAAAUCAUCGGACCUUCCAGAGAUCUAGGUUAAUCAAUUGGAUCCAAUCAGAGCAUAACUACACUUUUAACUAGACCUGAUUGGUUAACUAGCGCUUCGUACAAAAGUAUCUAACUACAUAGUAAUGAACUUUAUCGCCAGAGCUU
This is a messenger RNA of Hypoxylon fragiforme, 1593 nucleotides long. RefSeq lists its product as uncharacterized. The record is from RefSeq and is a predicted model, not a curated record. Bases 433 to 1287 code for a protein of 284 amino acids. The transcript has 2 exons. Lineage: Eukaryota; Fungi; Ascomycota; Sordariomycetes; Xylariales; Hypoxylaceae.